Messenger RNA from Artibeus jamaicensis (Jamaican fruit-eating bat), 1389 nucleotides. It is a transcript of the gene TIMM22, whose product is annotated as translocase of inner mitochondrial membrane 22. NCBI's taxonomy places the organism in Eukaryota, Metazoa, Chordata, Mammalia, Chiroptera, Phyllostomidae. Gene Ontology annotation, molecular function: transmembrane protein transporter activity. The transcript is spliced from 4 exons. Gene Ontology annotation, biological process: protein insertion into mitochondrial inner membrane. Bases 176 to 688 code for a protein of 170 amino acids. Gene Ontology annotation, cellular component: TIM22 mitochondrial import inner membrane insertion complex. The record is from RefSeq and is a predicted model, not a curated record.
AUAGUUCUGCCAGGUGCGCAUAAAUGGACUUAAGUUCUGCAACAUCCUCGGAUUGCUCGAGGUGACGAAUCUGCCGUUGCGACACAGUGCUUGGGCAUGCAAAGCCUGAACGAGAAGCUUGUCGAAUCUGCGGCAGGAGGAAGGACGCCACAGGGUUUCUUGGGCAACUGCAGUCAUGGCGGCCCCUGCGCCCAAAGCCGGCGGUGCCGAACAUGAGGCGGCGGGUUCCGCCGAAGCCCAGCUGCAGUACAGCCUUCUUCUCCAGUACAUGGUGGGUGACAAGCGUCAGCCCCGGCUCCUGGAGCCUGGAAGCCUGGGCGGGAUCCCGAGUCCGGCCAAGAGCGAGGAACAGAAGAUGAUCGAGAAGGCGAUGGAAAGUUGCGCCUUCAAAGCAGCGCUGGCCUGCGUGGGAGGAUUUGUCUUGGGUGGUGCAUUUGGGGUGUUCACCGCCGGCAUCGACACCAAUGUGGGCUUUGACCCUAAGGACCCUUACCGCACUCCGACGGCAAGAGAAGUUCUUAAGGACAUGGGGCAGCGAGGGAUGUCCUACGCCAAAAAUUUUGCCAUUGUGGGCGCCAUGUUUUCUUGCACUGAGUGUUUGGUAGAAUCUUACCGGGGAAGGUCCGACUGGAGGAACAGUGUCAUCAGUGGCUGCAUCACCGGGGGAGCCAUCGGCUUCAGAGCCUAAUGUAGGUAUUCAAGAAAUGUAAUCAGCUGUGAACAAUGAAGAAAGAAACCGGUUCCCCGCCACUUCUCCGCGUCAGCGGUCCCCUCAGGCAUGUGCUGCAGGGGUCAGUGACUCGACUUUCCUUAACAGUGUCCACUGCUGGCCCACUUCCUCUGAUGGGCCUCGACUUACCCCAGGCAAAAAGCCUGUUUUCCCAUUUGCUGAGAGACAAGAUGGUUGGCUAUCAUUACAAACCUGCUUUUGCUCCUCAAGCAGCCAUUCAUGAUUUAGAGAGUAACUCUUCCGUCAGCCCUCCCACUGCUCUGCUUUGUCAGGGCCUUGGGGAGCCAGCCUCCCCCCCAGGGCCUCUUUGAUCGCCGUCCCAGGAAUCCAGUCCAUAAACAAGUCCAAGCGGCAGGCCAUGUGCUUUCACUUGAUUCUCAGGGCUGGUUUUCUUAAUCAGUUUCCUGCCUGCGAGGAGCUAUUUUCAUGAGACUGGAAAUAGUAAUUCUUUGGAACGAGAAAAGUUAAGCGAAGGCACAGUGCAGCUGAAGCACACUGGAUUAGGUCACGUGCACGGCCUCACUGAAGUCCUGCAGAGGUCUCUGCUGGGCUGAAUGGCAGGGGACACUUGAGCUGGUUUCUUUGUGUCCAUGGGUAUGCACUUUUUGUGAGUACAGUCUGACCCAGCCUCUGUCACCACAGCUAAUGUUAUUUCUGUU